Messenger RNA from Lethenteron reissneri (Far Eastern brook lamprey), 5698 nucleotides. RefSeq names its product ubiquitin carboxyl-terminal hydrolase 15-like. NCBI's taxonomy places the organism in Eukaryota, Metazoa, Chordata, Hyperoartia, Petromyzontiformes, Petromyzontidae. Gene Ontology annotation, molecular function: cysteine-type deubiquitinase activity. Gene Ontology annotation, biological process: protein deubiquitination. The record is from RefSeq and is a predicted model, not a curated record. Gene Ontology annotation, cellular component: nucleus.
GUAUGACGUCAGAUGGCAAAAGUAUGACGUCAGACGGCGAGAGUAUGACGUCACCGACGCCGCCGCCGCCGCCUGUGCUGCUGCUGCUGCUGCCGCCGCCGGUGGCGACGACGAAGAAGACGACGACGACGAUGACUGCGCGAGACGAGGAGGGCCCGGGCUGCGAGAUGGCGGAGGGCGGCGCUGCGGACCUCGCGACGCAGAAGGGCGACAUCGGAGCCCUGCUCAAGACGCCGCUCAAGAAAGGCGACACAUGGUACCUGGUUGACUGCCAUUGGUUCAAACAGUGGAAGAAGCAUGUGGGAUUUGACAGCUGGGAGGUCUACUCUGCAGCUGACCAGAGCACCUAUCCAGGCCCCAUCGACAACUCUGGUCUCUUCAAAGUUGGCCCAGACGAGAACUUGGAGGGGCUUAAGGAUAAUUUGAUCGAUGAGCUGGAUUACAUUCUGGUGCCCACAGAGGCUUGGAGGAAGUUGGUGGAAUGGUAUGGCUAUACAGCUGACCAAGAGCCCGUCGAAAGGAAGGUAAUAGAAUAUGGUAUGUUUGUCAAGCACUGCAAGGUGGAAGUGUACCUCACUGAGCUGAGGCUUUGUGACAACAGCAACCUGGAUACGGUGGUGAAUUGGCAGUUCAGCAAGGCGGAUACCAUUGACACCAUAGAGAAGGAGAUGCGGAAGCUGUUUCAUAUCCCUGAAGAGAAAGAGACACGAUUGUGGAACAAAUAUAUGACCAACACGUACGAGCCCCUCAACAAACCCGAAAAGACCCUCCAGGAUGUGGGACUCUUCCAGGGGCAGGUACUGGUAAUAGAACAGAAAAAUGAAGAUGGAACUUGGCCAAGACAAUCGCCUACUACCAAAUCAGAUAGUGCCGACGCAACUGAGAACGACACCCCGUCGCCAAAGCCCUCCUCUUCUCCCUCUGUGCCCACCCCCUCUAUCCCACCUCCUCCUCCUCCUCCCCAGCCUACCUCUGCUCUCACGGCCAGAUUCUCGUCAGCCCGAGUCUCUAGCAGCAGUAGUAGCAACAACUACAACUCGAGCUACAACUCGUACAGCGGGCGCGGUGGAACAAGCACGCCAGGCCUUUGUGGCCUCAGCAACCUGGGGAAUACUUGCUUCAUGAAUUCUGCUUUGCAGUGCUUGAGCAACACGCCACCUCUCACCACCUACUUCCUGGAGGAUGCAUAUCUAAAGGAGCUCAACCGCGACAACCCGCUGGGCAUGCGUGGUGAGAUCGCCUGUGCCUACGCUGAUCUUAUCAAGCAGAUGUGGUCUGGGAGCUACUCGUCCACCGUGCCACGCUCCUUCAAGACGCAGGUAGGCCGCUUUGCCCCACAGUUCUCCGGGUACCAGCAGCAGGACUCGCAGGAGCUGCUGGCCUUCCUCCUGGAUGGCCUUCACGAAGAUCUCAACCGCAUCCGCAAAAAGCCCUAUGUGGAGCUCAAGGAUGCAGAGGGCCGAGAUGACAAGGUUGUGGCGCAAGAGGCAUGGGACAAUCACCGUAAGCGGAACGACUCCAUCAUCGUAGACAUCUUCCACGGCCUCUUUAAGUCGACGCUCAUUUGCCCCGAGUGCGCCAAGGUGUCUGUGACCUUCGACCCCUUCUGCUACCUCACUCUGCCGUUGCCCAUCAAGACGGAGCGGGCUGUGGAGGUCACACUCGUUUGGCAAGACCCAAAGUCCAAGCCUACCAUGUACAGAGUGGUGGUGCCCAAGAUGGGCUCUGUCUCCGACCUUUGUGCUGCAUUGGGCCUGCUCGCUGAUGUCCCAAAGGAAAACAUGGUAGUAACAGACGUGUACAAUCAUCGUUUCCACAAAAUCUUCACUAUGAACGAGCCUCUAAAUGGCAUCAAUGAUCGAGACGACAUCUUUGUAUUCGAGGUGGCGGACGAGGACACGGCCCCCGACCACGUUCAUGUGGCCGUGUACAUGCGAGAGCGCAAGACGUCACGCAGCAGCUACAGUUCGAGCAGCGCCAGCACGUCGCUCUUCGGGCUGCCGCUACUCGUGUCUGUGCCACGCAGCACCACCACCCUGGAGGGGCUCUACGAGCACCUCACUGAAUGCAUGGAGCGCCACAUUAGAAAACCAGAUGACGAGGAGGAAGAUCAUGGACAUCAGGAGCAGAAUGGCACACACUACCCCCACAACUACAAAUGCAAUGGCUCGGAACACAUGGAGGAUGACACGUCCAAUCAGGACGUGCCUUCAAGUACAGUCACGGGAGACCCGGAGCAGGAGCUCGCUUCCGAGUCUGAGAGCGAUGCGGACCAGCAGAUCGUACCAUCCAGACCCAAGGAUAGCACAAGGGCGGUGCCAACGUACACGGCAGUAAGCACGGUCGACGGAGACUCUGACACGGAGGCGUCUCCCGAGCGGGGGGAGAGGGGAGAUGGGGAGGGCUGUGCUGAUGAGUCGCAGCUGGGCGGAAAAGGGCAGCGAUGCGAACACAAGCGACGGCCCCUCUUCACCAUCCACCCCGUCAACUCGUAUGGCAAUACAGAGAACCACGCCAUCACAGACGACGGCAAGCCCAUCAAGUUCCAAGCGAGAACCUAUCUGGCUUUAGAAUGGGAUACUGAGACGAGAGCACGAUUCUACAACAACAAUGUGGAUAAGGAAUUUGAAAAACAUGACAGCAUGCUCGCACAGCCGUUGAAGAAGAAGCACCCAGUGAAGCUGAAGGAAUGCAUCGAGCUGUUCACGACCAAGGAGGAACUGGCAGCCACGGAUCCGUGGUACUGUCCCAACUGCAAGAAGCACAAGCAAGCUACCAAGAAGUUUGACCUGUGGGCAUUGCCGAAAGUUCUGGUGGUGCAUCUGAAGCGCUUCUCGUACAACAAGUACUGGAGGGACAAGUUGGACACCCUUGUGGACUUCCCGAUCCGAGACCUGGACAUGUCGGAGUUUGUGAUCGGAACACAGGAUGUUCCGUGCACCUAUGACCUCAUCGCGGUGUCCAAUCACUACGGAGGAAUGGGUGGAGGCCACUAUACUGCUUAUGCGAAAAACAAGGCGGAGAACUCCUGGUACUACUUCGAUGACAGCAGUGUUUCCUCCUCGGCUGAAGAUCAGAUUGUGUCGAAGGCUGCGUACGUGCUCUUCUACCAGCGGAGGGACAACCUCAAGCGUGCUCUGGAGGUCUCGGCAUCCUUGGGCGUCCCCGAGGAAAACCACGAUUCGCAGGACAACAGACAUGUUGCCAGCGGAGAGGAGGAUGCCAUGGACAACAUGGACAACAUGGACACAAACUAGGCCCAGCUGUGUGCACAACCGACGGGUUCCCUCCUUACAGGACGCAUUGGCAUGUUCGUAUCGAGCGUGGAAGUGUGAUGUGUGCCUGCCUAAGGUGCAUCCAGGUAGCAGUCAACCACCAACCUCUGUCUCCUACCAACUUUAUUACCCCUUUUUAAAGGUUGUGCCUUUUAACAUCGUUUUAAAAAGAAAACGCCCGUCUCACUCGUACAUCCCAAAAAUGUCCCACUGCUAAAUUCCCUUUUAAGCAAGUGGCUGACAUGCCCAGCCUCGCGCAGCCAGCCAGCAGCCCGCCCCCCCAUGCUCCUGCCAGAGCAUGCACGUGCUCGCAUGGUCUCACGCACGGAUGAUGGUGCCUGUUCUUUGAUCAGUUUUCCAGGCAUAGUUGCACACACCUGGCUUCGCUUCAUUUUGCCAUGGGGAUUGUGGUUUGUCCUGUUUCAUUAUUUUUACCACUUAUGCUGUUUCCAAAUUGCAGCCUUGAGUCAAUCUGGGGUGGCCUAAUUGUUUAAUAGUGUUAGGUAAGCCACUUCCUUAUACUUGCACAGAAUUAACUUUUUUGUGUGAUUUUGUGGAUCUAUCAGUGAUGCAUAACUGAAGCAGUGCAUAUUGAUUCACUGGCGUGAUAAUAAAGCAUUAGUUUUGCAUAAAUAUUGUUACUUUUUGGUGGCCUAUCAUAAGGGCUCGAAUGGAGUGGAUGGUAGGUAUAAAGGCACUUGGCCUGUGAUCCUAUAGAUAUUGAGUUCUGAUUUUAUAAUUUCUUCCAAAUUUUCAGUUGAGAGCCACCUCCUAGAGGUGUUUGCACGAGUCGAGAAAUGAUUGCGUUUCAUGAAGAGGCCAUAUUCCUGCAACUUUUAGAUACACAAAUCAAAGAGGAGUUCUUGUAGCUGCUAUUUAAUGGUGCUCCUACAACAAGGCCCUGUUCAUCCCGAGUAACUUGUGGAGCCUUGUAAUGAAACUCCGCCCAGGGUGUCUGUUUCAUAAUUGUGACGUUGCCACGUCAUCUUUUUAUCGUGGCUAUAAAAUAGUACUGCUUUUAAUCUGAUCGUUAAUUUUAUUUGGAAAAUGUAAAUUCAGAAGUGCAGUUUUUAACAGGCAAAGGAUGAUACGUAGGUUUUUAAAAAGUACUGUUUAUAAAAUUAAAUGGUGAAGAUUUCACGAAACUCGUGCGUGUGGCCAGAUGUCCUUCAAGUAAUAUCAGAUUGUCGUGAUGAAUAUCAAACUAAUAGCACCAGCCGUUUUUCUUGUUUGAGUAACAAUAAAUAUAUGCUAGCGUGAUGAAAUUGUAUAUGCUGUAUAUUGGAGUUUUCAUGUAAACUGUUGUACAUUAAUGGCAUGGGGUUUUUAGCGCAGUUGUGUAUAUACAGUAACUUUAUAACCAGGAGAGUGCACAUUGACAAUGGGCAGUACUGACACUGAACUCGAUUUUGUGUCAUCUUAAUACUUCAUUACGGUUGGUACAUGUAGUCAGGGAUUUAGAGAAAAAUGUAUAAAAAAAACACUUGAUUUCACACCACUGUACCAGCCAGAAUGAGGCUUCGUUUGUGUGGACAGCCCAUGCAUCGUGCUCACAGCAUGUUAGUGUGUGGAUACAAGUUUGAAUUGCACUGUACUGGUGUGUUUUUAAUGUUUGGGUGACAAGUUUUUUUUCCCCUCCCUUUCCUAAAAAUGCAACCCGAGAAAUCCACACGAGCGCUCACUUCGCGCGUUCGCGUGACCUCGUGUGUGUGUGUGUGUAACCCAUGUGUGCGUGCCAGGGGGCUGCCGUGCUGGGGCUGUUGACUUUUCCUGGGUUGGGCGAGGAGGGAAGGGCAUGAUUUCUGUGGGCACACAUCGAUUCACGGGGUAAAUCCGCGUUUGUGUUCUGUAAGCUUGAGACAAAGAAAUGCAGUGGAUUCUAUACGGUUGUUUUUCAAACGAUAGCUGUGAUUUGUGUAACAUUUUGCAAAGUUACAAAUCUUACAAGAUGAGAACACGAAUAAUACAUUAAAUGUAAGUGCAACCUAUUCCACUGUAGUAGUUCAAGUUUACAGGAUAUUUUGACAAUUUAUGGAGUGAGAAUAAAGAUUACCUGCAGGAGAAAUUUGUAUUGAAAUACUGUAAUCAAGGUGGGAAAUUCUCCCUUCAACGGACGCUAUCGGAAACUUCCCCCACUAAUAUUCGGCAACCUUUAGUCUGGCGCUGCUAGCAAUACAUAUUUCUAGCGGCAAAAUUUGACGCGAGCACUGCAGACGCUUGAUUUUAAGUUCGUCUGCCACAGUAAGUCUGGAGGAUGCGGGGUGCUAGGGAGUGGGUGCAGUGCACUGUGUGGAACGGAUGCCAAAUCUGCAUGGAUUAGUGCUGGUGUUACCUGCCUGCACAAAAUAAGCCUUUCAGUGGGCAUUGAUUGUCACUGACGAUUGCUUUUAUGUUCUUUUUAAAUAAAUUUGAGAUGAAACACA